AUGGGCUCUGGAUGUUUGACGCCUGAUGGUAUGGGGCCAGCAUCGAGAGACGGUUUCCAUAUGGAGAACCAGAUUUCUGAGGUGGCAUCCCUGGCCAACACAGAGAGUGGAUGUCACAGUGGUGGAACUAUAAUAUUUGAUCACAGGGUGUCAUUUGAAUUGACUGGUGAAGAUGUUGGAUGCUGUCUUGCGAAUAAAGCAUUAAGAACUGCAACGGAAUCUUCAAAUGAUAUAGCAGCAGAAAACUCAAUUGAAACAGAUGCGUUAUUAACAGACUCCAACAAUCACCGAGUGUUUAAUGUUGAAGAAAGUUUGAGUAGAAUUCCUGCAAAUGCUUCAGGAGAAGGGGAGGAUCAAGGAUACCGGAAGCAAAGAUCCAUCACACUUGGGUCGACAAAGGAGUUUAAUUUUGAUUACACAAAAGCUGAAGUUCCGAGUAAGUCCAACAUCGGCUCAGAAUGGUGGACUAACAAAAAUGUUGCUGCUAAGGAAUCUAAGCCUUGCAAUGACUGGACUUUCUUUCCGAUUCUACAACCCGGAGUUAGAUGA
This is a messenger RNA of Malus domestica (apple), 549 nucleotides long. RefSeq lists its product as uncharacterized. The record is from RefSeq and is a predicted model, not a curated record. NCBI's taxonomy places the organism in Eukaryota, Viridiplantae, Streptophyta, Magnoliopsida, Rosales, Rosaceae.